Molecule: messenger RNA, 4098 nt
Organism: Drosophila ananassae
Lineage: Eukaryota; Metazoa; Arthropoda; Insecta; Diptera; Drosophilidae
Product: cilia- and flagella-associated protein 61
Exons: 13
Coding region: 87-3989 (1300 amino acids)
Source: RefSeq, a predicted model, not a curated record
AAGAUGUUUGCCAAAACCCAGUGUGAUGUUCUACUCCAGUCAUACACAUCCCACACACAAAUUACGCACACUGACCUUGGCUCGGGAUGAGUGACUUUGCUGUGCGAUGGGCCUUGCUUUCCGACCAGGACAGCAUCACUGCGCUGAUCCGGUCGCCGGGCUCCAAGUGGUUUGGCAACAUCCGUCAAAAGUUCCUAGGCAAAGACUCGGUCUUCCACAACUACCAGACCCACCGGAUGGUGGCUCAAUCCGUGAAAACUUCGAAGCUGGUGGCCUAUGCCGAGUUCCGGACGUAUCCGGCCAUAAGUGCCAUGCCCAAUGACUGUUGGCUGGAAUGGUUGUCCGUUAGAUACUGUUUGCCCAUGCCCAUUAGCUUGCUUAACACACUGUUUUUUAACUUUUGCAUUUAUAAGAGCGAGUGUCCUGAGGUUUUGGCGGAAAUCCUCCAGGAAGUAUUCUACCUGGAGAACAAGGCCACGUAUUUCAUCACCGUAAGAAUGCCCUUUGUUAAACAGCAGGCGCACUUACAGGAGUACUUUGAAGAUCUGGAGAAGUUGUGCAAAGUAUUCUAUCCCCGGGAGUAUAGUAUAAACAAUAAUUUCAAUACGCAGUCCCUGUACAUUGUGGAUCGGGGCCAGAUGCUUCCAAAGAUUACCUACCGUAAGGCACUGGCCGAGGAUAAUGACGAAAUCAUUGCCAUUCAGGAGGCCGAGAUGCCGGAGCUGCGUGAGGAGCUGGGCGACUUUUAUAUAGCAGAGGAGCUGAUGCAUCAGGAGAGGGAGCCUGAAGAAGAAGGUGAUUUGCUAGUGGUGGCUGAGAUGAACAACAAGUGCCAGGAGACCGAGCUGGCCAUCUUCCUUUGGAUGACCACUAACUUUGACAUCCGGUUCUAUGUGCGCAACUACGAAAUGGGUGCUUUUGGAAACUUGGUGAAGUUCGACACGCGCGCGUCCUUCCACUACGAAACGUUGACAGUGAGCUCUGUUCACCGAAGAGCAGCUGCCAGUAUGUUCACCACAGACGCUCUGGACGAUCUAGACGCCAUGACGAUUGUUGGAGGACUUCAGCGCAAUGACAGCGGCAUGAGUGUGGCCAGUGUUGGAAAGAUGAAGGUCAGCUCCAUUGGCGGCACUAUUGAGGACGCCCACGUGUCCAACGACAACAAGUUCUACAUGAGGGAGGUUCUCUACUCCAAGUUUAAAAACAUCCUUGAAAAACUCCACAGUUUGGAUUACUAUCUUAGGCAGGAAUCGAAUACCAUUAACUUUAUGUAUAACGCCAAGUCCAUGCCGCCGGGUCGGAAGGCCAUCCAGGACGCAUCCAAUGCUUUUCUUGUCAAAUGCGUGAUGGCGCGGCAAGACUUUCCGCUGCCCAGGCUCUUCAAUGCGGUGGUGGCCAUGUUUUGUGCCUAUCCUGAUAAGGACUACGGCAUGAUGGUGAUACCAAAGCGGGCCAAGGCCAUUAGGAGUCAUAUGGAGGUGCUGCAGUACUUCAUACCCGUAGCUAUGCGGCCAUCGGAUGAAACCAAUCUGGAGGAGGUCUUUAUUACUCAUCGGAGUACGAUCUUUGGUGAGAUCAGCCUGUACAAACUGCAGAAGGAGGACGUGAGUGUGGUGCACUCGUUAUCCUUGGGCAACACGACAGAGCUGGGGUCACCAGCGGAAUCGGAUAGCAGCAGCGUGUCCUACUGCUCCAAGGUUAACUUGAGGGCGGAGGUGGAGAACGAGCUGGUCGUCCUCGACGCCAUCAUGAAGGAUGUGCUGGAGAACGAGUUUAGCGACUUUUAUGUGUUCACCAUCCGGUGUGGCAAUUCCACCAAGCCGGCCAACGAGAACACCUCCGUGGGAUUUGUAGUGGUCCGGCAGUUUCACGAUCACAGCAAAUUGUACGACCACUAUAACCUGUCGAGACGGGAGGCCCACCUGGAUCGCCUAAGGGCCGAGAUUAUAUCCUUGCGCCUCCAUCCUUUGUUCAUCGUGAGCAGUGGCUUGAUCCUAAGGGAGCUGGCCAAGAAGACCAACUUUUACGACUUUUAUUUCAUCACUUCUUUUUCGCACAGGACAUUCUCCAAUGACCUGAAGAAGAUGAUGAUGGUCCUCGAGCCGAGAGCCAUUAAAAAAGCUCCGGUUUUUUUUGAGCCCCAUAAAAAUUUCAAAAAGGCUACACCGUCUGUGAAUCUGCCAACUUAUAACUUUUCAAAGGAUCACCUUAUCAUCUACCGGCACAGACUCUUUCCGGUAAAGUGGUUUACCAACAAUAGCCGACUGGUCAUCAUUGGAUUCAGUUCCCUGGCCAAGGCGUUUCUGCGAAAGCUGAUCUUCCAGUGGAAUAGAAAGGAUCAAAACAACCGGUCGAACUUCACGUGCCUCAGUUGGGUCCAAGUGACGGUCAUCUGCAGUCCGGGAAUCGUGGAGGCGGAAUACGACAGCCUGUUCCAGUGUCCCUACUGCUCCAAUACCCGCAAGUGCUACUUGUCGUUCAACAACCAUUCCUGCUACAUUCGCGAUUGCUGCGUCCGUAUGGAUCUCCGGUUCUGGGUGCACUUUGUGCCCGGCGUAGUGGAGUUCAUUGAGCGGGACAAGAAAUUCGUUAAGCUACAGGCCUGCGAGAUUCUCUACGAUACUUUGAUUUGUUUGUGCUCCCAGGAUUUUACGAUUCGUGCGCCGGACGAGAGUUCCCUCAAGAAGCUUCCGUGCAACUUUGUGGAAGUCAAUUUCCGGCUGAACAAGUUUAUGCUCUAUUACAAGGUACGAGCACUCCUGGAGGAGGUGCCGCGCACCUACUUGAUAGUGAUUUAUGGGAAUGAUCUCUGUACCUACGAGUGCAUCUCCUUCCUGAUCGACCACGGCGUAGACCACUCUCGGCUGGUGCUGGUCCAGCCACAUCGCUACACGGGAUACGGCGAGGAGGACAGGCUAAAGAAUCCCUUUUGGGACAGCAACAUACAGGUCAUACUGGACGAUCUGCUCUCCGACAACGGUAUGAAUAUCUACAACGACUUCAAUUUCCACCACUGGGUGGUGCACGAGUCCUCGGACUUCAUCAUGGAUGUGGUCUUCCAGCACUUUCCCAGUCGCCGCAUGAUGACCUUCGAGUGUGACCUCUUCAUUUCAUUCGAUGAGGGAAAAAUUAGCUAUCAGAACAAGCAGUUAUUUAUUUCCUCCAAUCUCGAAAUGGAAGGUGACCGGCUCUUGGUUGGGGAGAACUUUCAGACCAGUGAUCCAAAUAUCUAUGCAGCUGGCGCUUUUGUGAAAAUAAGGCAGGAGGUCAACUACCAGUAUAGGUAUACCUCCGAAAUGGAGAUUGCCGGCAAGCUGCUCCAUCACUUGGGAAUCUCUCCCAAAAGGGACUACGAGGAUCGCUACUCCCAGCCCCUGCACUUUCAAGCCAUGCUGCCGAUGAACUACUUUAUCACAAAGGUGGUGAUGCCCAGAAGAUACCUCAACAACCAGUUGCCAUCCUCGAUGAGCUGCAGCAUGACCACCUAUAAGAAUAACAUUUUCUGCCGCGUGGGCUUGUCGAUGAGCAUGGUAGUGGACGAGAUUGUGGUUGUCACCAAACAAUCGGCCCACUUUGAUUUUCUGCAGCAUUUCGUGGGCAAACAUGAGCUACUUUUGAACAAUCUUAGGUCUCGCUAUCGGGCUAAGACGAUUGAUUGUUUUAUUACGUUCUUCCAAGAGCCCUGGACAGAGCUGAUAAUGCACGAUAAGUUCGAGGACCUGCAGGCGGAAAACAGGGACUUGCUGAAACCCAUGGCCGUAUCCACUUUAACGCGGGCGAAUGUGGGUGCAUUCAAGGAUGUAACCGACAUGGACUUCGUAACGUUGAACAAGCGCUACCUGGAGCAUAAGCUUCUUAGUUUUCUGAGGGAGCAUCGACGCGACUUCCGGCACAGAUUCGCCCUGCCUGAAGAUUUCUUUAAGUCGGAUCUACCGAUGUGGCUGCCAAAACCGGAGACAACGGAGAAGCCGGAGGAAGAUAUCGAGUAGACUUGAUCAAUUUUUAAAACCGAAGCAGCCGGCUUCUGUGCCUUCCGAUUUCGAUGUGUAAUACUUUAACUCAGAAAAUACACUUACUAGUAAUUUUUUUUUCGAAAAA